UUAGGCAUCAACCCUAUGCACUUCAGUUCGACGGUUAUUGGACAGAUCUCCAUAUGAUCUGACAGUGUCUCCAUACUGCUCCUUCUUUACUGUCGUUGGUUAGUGACAGGCUCAGGGCUAAUGAACACGUCAAACAAUGUUCUCGAAGAGGACCAAUCAAGGAAUCACAUCAGAAAAGAGCCCUUUUGAUCCGGCUGCCAAUGAGUGUGUGAAGACUUCGUGAACCGCACUCAAUAGAUGCUGCAGCAGGUCGGGUUCAGGUUGGUUCGGUAUGCAGCGGGUGAGGUUCAGGUCCUCCCGAGGAGACAGCCGUCUUCAGGUGCCCCUCGUCUCAUCGUCUCACGGUGCAGCGCAUUGUUCCCCGGCUCAAUAGGAGGAGGAAAUGCUGAGGCUGUUCUAUCCAGCUCUAUGAGUUCAGUGUGACGUCCUGUGAUCAUCUGCAUAUGCGCUUCACCUGACUCCACCCCACAGAUGAGUGCUGGUAUAUACAGCCAGCUGAGCCCAGCAGUCCAACAGCCAGCAAUCUUUUAGUAGCCUAAGCCAGCGUGAACACACCUCUCAGGGCCAGACUGCAGACGCAAACCUUCAGCAACACAACUCAAGUGGAUCCCACCAUGGCCUUGUCGGUGCGUAGCUUCUCCCUCCGCCAGCCCUCCUUCUCCAGCCUCUCGGUGAGGGACAGCGGGCACAGCGGGCGCAGCGGGCGGGCCAAGCCGCCGCUGCACACCACCAUGUCCUCGCUGGGCAUCACCAGCAGCGGCCUGGCCCGCUCCGUCUCCCUGGGCAACGGCCUCAACGCGCUGGGUCCCAGCUUCUCCGUGAUGGGCGGCAGCAGCCUGGGUCUGGGCGCCAGCGACAAGGAGACCAUGCAGGGGCUGAACGACCGCCUGGCCAGCUACCUGGACAAGGUGCGCUCCCUGGAGCGCUCCAACACCGAGCUGGAGGCCCGCAUCAAGACGCUGAUGCUGGAGAAGUCGCCAAAAGGACACGACGUGGAGGGGAUGCUGGCCCAGGCGCACACCAUCGGCUUGGAGGUGAGGAAGAGGACCCUGGAGAAUGCCCGCAUCAUGCUGGAGAUCGACAAUGCCAAGCUGGCGGCCGACGAUUUUAGGGUCAAAUGGGAGGCAGAGGCCACCCUCUGCCAGUCGGUGGAGAGGGACUGCCUGGCCCUUCGGAGGGCCAAGUCGGACCACGACCAGAUGAUCGCAACGCUGAGAGGAGACCUGGACAGCCUAAAGGAGGAGAUCUACUUCCUGAAGAAGAACCAUGAUGAGGAGGUGGGUGCCCUGAAGGCCCGUCUGUCCACUGAGCAGGUGAGUGUGGAGGUUGAUGCUGUGCACGGGCCUGACCUAGGGGCCCUGAUGGCAGAGCUGAGGGUCCAGUAUGAGGCAAUCGCGCGCAAGAACAAGGAAGAGGCAGAGAACUGGUACCUCAAGAAGCUGGAGGCGGUGCAGUCUGAGGUGAAGCAGAGCAACGAGGCUCUGCGCUGCGCCCAGGGGGAGCUCAGUGAGAGGCGGCGCUUCCUGCAGGCCCUGGAGGGAGAGCUGGAGAGCCUACGCAAACAGGUGAACGUUCUGGAGGGAAACCUUGGGGAGACGGGCCACAAGUAUGCGACGGAGAUGGAGCGCCUGCAGGCCACCCUGAGCCAGCUGGAGGACGAGCUGUCCCAGCUCCGGCUGGACAUGCAGCGCAACAAGACUGAGUAUGAGCAGCUGCUGCGCAUUAAGCAGACCCUGGAGAUGGAGAUCGCCACCUACAGGCGGCUGCUGGAAGGAGAGGAGAUGAUUAAAGAAACGGCUCCACCUCCUAAAAAAGAGCCUGAAGUAAGGACCAGGAAAAUUGUUAAAGUUGUCACUCAGACGAUGAUUAACGGGAAAGUGGUGGAUGAGUCCAGCGAGGUGGAGCAGAUUGAGGAGCGUAAGAAUUGAGGCUUCUAGAGAGAGCCGGGACUGGAAACACCACCUAACCAAGAUAGCCAAGGUCUGCCAUGACCACAGCCGAAGGCCGCCAGGGAACACAGCCAAAGUCCUGUGAUCCAAGAGACCAUAUCGUACCAUAUUAUUGAGACCCGGAUAAACCUCCUUUGAUUCCUGUAAAUGUGUGUGGAAGAAACACAACUAUACGCUUGUAGCCUUUGUGUUUAGUAAAAGUACAAAAUUUUAAAGGUGUUGGAAAAGAUUGAAGAAUUUUGUGUACGACUUCUAAAUUGUUAACAACUAAGACUAGAUUAUUAUUAGAAACUACAUUAUUAAAAAAGAUUAAACUGUUAAAUACAUUUUUUAAUGUGUGCAUUAACAAAUGUAUUUUUGUUUUUCAUCAAAACGAAAUACCCAUCCUCUGUUAGUAUAAUAUACCAUUCUUCAGAAUAAACUUUUUGAAAACAA
Messenger RNA from Gadus macrocephalus (Pacific cod), 2384 nucleotides. It is a transcript of the gene krt1-c5, whose product is annotated as keratin, type 1, gene c5. NCBI's taxonomy places the organism in Eukaryota, Metazoa, Chordata, Actinopteri, Gadiformes, Gadidae. The transcript is spliced from 11 exons. The record is from RefSeq and is a predicted model, not a curated record. Bases 615 to 1928 code for a protein of 437 amino acids. Gene Ontology annotation, molecular function: structural molecule activity.